Molecule: messenger RNA, 323 nt
Organism: Ceraceosorus bombacis
Lineage: Eukaryota; Fungi; Basidiomycota; Exobasidiomycetes; Ceraceosorales; Ceraceosoraceae
Source: the annotation of a GenBank genome assembly
GCCAGGGCGUACGCGCGCGACGCCCUGCAACGUAUAGCGCCGGCAAGCUGCAAGGAUGGAAUGAAUGUCUCUACAUGGCGCACGCAGUGUGCAACGCAAUCAUCAUGCCAGCAUCCAGCCUCGACUCGCGACUGCUCCUUGUUUGUUUCGCCGCAGCCAGCCGCCUCCCAUUGGCGCAUUCACGCCCGCGCAUGUCCAGGAUGGGGCAAUGAAGCUUAUAGCUCUUCGCAAUCGGCAAAGUCGUCCGCGAGAGCUCUGAACACGGUUUAAUCCGAGGCGCAACUUUCUUCAUCUUGGCACGAGGGGAAAGUCCGAUCGAUGCG